CAGGGAGCCCAGGCGGGAGUGCGGGCUCAGCCGCCGCCGCUGCCGGCACUCCUCACCAGGCAAUUUCCAUCCCUGUGAAUUUUCACGGAAAACAAAACAGAAGACUUGUUUUCUCACAAAAAAGAAGGUCCUGCCCGAGCGGCGGGAAGCCAUGACGGCCGCCUUCCUGGAGCGCCUGGGCCCGCUGUCGGCGAGCGGGCAGCAGCUGCGGCGCCUGCCCCGCCUGCUGGAGGAGGGCCUUCCCAGGAUGCCCUGCACCGUCCCGGAGACCGACGUGCCGCAGCUCUUCCGCGAGCCCUACAUCCGCGCCGGCUACCGCCCCACGGGCCGCGAGUGGCGCUACUACUUCCUCAGCCUCUUUCAGAAACACAACGAGGUGGUCAAUGUUUGGACGCACCUGCUGGCGGCCCUGGCCGUCCUCCUGCGCUUCUGGGCCUUCGCCGAGGCCGAGGGCUUGCGCUGGGCCUCCGCGCACGCCCUGCCCCUGCUGCUCUUCAUCCUGGCCUCCAUCACCUACCUCACGUGCAGCCUGCUGGCCCACCUGCUGCAGUCCAAGUCGGAGCUCUCCCACUACACCUUCUACUUCGCGGACUACGUGGGCGUGGGCGUUUACCAGUAUGGCAGUGCCUUGGCCCACUUCUUCUACAGCUCCGACCAGGCCUGGUACGAGCGGUUCUGGCUUUUCUUCUUGCCAGCGGCUGCCUUCUGUGCCUGGUUAUCUUGCGUUGGCUGUUGCUAUGCCAAGUAUCGUUACCGGAGGCCUUACCCAGUCAUGAGGAAGAUCUGUCAAGUGGUGCCAUCAGGGCUAGCCUUCAUCCUAGACAUCAGCCCCGUGGCACACCGUGUGGCGCUGUGCCACCUGGCUGGCUGUCAGGAGCCCGCGGCCUGGUACCAUACCCUCCAGAUCCUCUUCUUCCUGAUCAGUGCCUACUUCUUUUCCUGCCCGGUUCCCGAGAAGUACUUCCCGGGUUCCUGUGACAUCGUGGGCCAUGGGCAUCAGAUCUUUCACGCCUUCCUGUCUGUCUGCACGCUCUCCCAGCUGGAAGCCAUCCUCCUGGACUACCAGGGCCGUCAGGAGAUCUUCCUGCAGCGCCACGGGCCCCUGUCCGUCUACAUGGCCUGUCUUUCCUUCUUCUUCUUGACUGCCCUCAGCGCUGUCACUGCAGCCCUCCUGAGGCAGAAAGUCAAGGCCAGACUGACAAGGAAGGAUCCCUGAGGCUAGCUGGUGGGGCACCGUGCAGAGGCAGCCCGGCGUGAUUGGAGGGAAACUCGAUGUAACAGCUGACCUUUUGUUUUUAAGAGUUGGCUUUUAAAUUAAUUCUUAUUUCCUAGGAUAUGCUAUGUCUAUGGCAUUGGAAAGCCAAAGGUGUCAAGAGUCUUGUUACAGUUGUUAAUAACAGGAUUACUCCUUUUCCCUCUGGGUCAUAGCCUUAGGAGACACAAGAAGGAAGGGACCUUGGCUACGAUUCAUGGGACACUGAAUUUAGCUCCAUUUUCAUACCUAAAAGAAUAAUAAAGUAGGUGGCUGGUCCACUCCGUAUUAGAAUGGCCAUCCUACUCUGCUGGUCUUUGGUAAUUGAAUAAAUUGGCCCAAGGAUUCAAUUUCAUUUGGAUUUCAGAUUGUCCAGGGUGGAGAAGUCAAGAAGAUUCAGUGAAACCUUUAGACAUAAUGAAUUAGUUUAUCUGAUUUCUGGUCUCUCCUCUCUUGUCCACUUAAACACUGACCCUUUUCUCAGGAUGACGUCUGCUGGGCUAUCCACUCCCAUCUAUACCUUGCAUGCGAAUAUGGAGGACUAUGAAGCAGUCAUACUUCCAGGAAAUGCUUGAAUCCAUGGGGACAUUCAGGAAGCUUAUUCUUACAUAACACUAACGUAACUGGUACUAGAAAGUAAGUGCCAAAGAGCCACCAGGAGGCCCAGCCAACACGCGGGGAUACUGUCUGGGGCCAUGGACUGUUCUGUUUUCAUACCUGUGGACUGCCGGAUUACUUGAGAUCUAUUAGUGCUGCCUUACAGGCCAGAAGAUCUGGGGCUUAUCCCCAGAUCUUCUGUUUUGAAACAAUGCAGAUAUUCGUAUUUUGACCACGUUCAGAAAGCCCCCAGUAGAGUGAAUUGGUUUUAAGGGUCCCUCUACGGAUCUGAUUAUUUCAAGAGGAAUCCGAGGUCCUGGCUCUUAAAACAGAUGCUGCCCCAUGAAGUACCCAAAUAACUAUCUUAGUUCUGGGUCCUCAGGCAGGGCAGUUAUACUUCAAAUUAGAGCUAACCCUUAAAUACCAAGCCCCAGGACAGGUGAGUGAGCAUAUGUGCUCACUGUUGCUUGAUCCCUAAAGGUGCCUUUGGGUGGGAAUGGUGAACUGGGUACUCGGUAGCUAGAAUGUCCUGUUUGGGUCCUUGCUGCCCAGAAGCUUCUAUGGGGUAGGUAGUACUCGAGACUGAUGCAUGCAUCUGGCCACACAGCCCUCUCUGAGGAUUGAGUUGCACACUUAUCCAGUGAAGGGGGCUGCCCUGAUAGAAGAGCCAUGGAAGCCUUCUCAGAGGUUGCCUUUCCUAUCAGUAUAAGGUCCCCAUUUACUAAAAGGGGAGGUGGCUUGUUUUCACUCCAGUUUCGUGAAUCUCCUGUUACUAGGUUAUUUUAUCGUCUUCAAAUCUUUUUCUUCAUUUCCCUAGAGAUUUGUGAAUUUUGUGCCUUAUAAAUGGCAACAUAGGAACAUUUAAUAUAUGGCCGUGUAUAAUUGUCAGUUUUGGGUUACUGGGAUAAGAAAAAAAGAAUUCAUUGCUUCUCAACCAGUGGAUAAAAGAAACUUUAGAAAACCAGGCUUGCUUACCAAUCAAAACCUAUGUUUUGGCAACAACAAAAAAUAAUCUUUAUGUCAAGGAAGCAUAUGUUUUGUCAACUACAUCGUUUUGCUAGAUGGAUUUCUGUUAAUCCUCAAAUAUCUGAACAUCUGUGCUACCCAAAUGUCAUGUGUAAGCUUCUGGUGUCUACACCAUUCACCGCAAAUAAAGUUAGCAAAACUGAACUGGAUUGAAUAAACAAAGGAAAGGCGAGUUGUGUAAACACUGCAAGUAGAGGGGCAUGUAUAACAGGGACUAGAAAGUGUUUGACAUGUGCAUUAUUACGGAUUCAAAGACCAUAUUCUUUUAAAAGUUGGAAAGAAGAUGUAAGUCAAACUCUUAUGUAACUGUGGUGGUCAUGGUGGCAAAGAUCUUUAGGCCAAAUGCAGGAAUUCAGAGAAAACAGGAAGUGAAGCAGUGAUCUUCAAAUGCAGUGCUCAGACCAGCUCCAGCUUGCACACUAUGAAUGGUAUGUGACAAGCGAAGCAGGCUAUAAUUUUUAUUUAUUGCCAUAAUUUUUUAUUUACUUAAGUAUUGGCAUCUCAAGUGAUUAGAAAUUUUAAAAAAGAAGUUUUUCGCCAGACAUACUUGGGAAGCAUUGAGGUAGGGGACUGCAUACUCAUUAGAAAUACAGAGUAUCUCAUUACAAACAUAUAAACACAGGAAAUGGAGAUUUUUUUUAAUGACUCACACGUUUUGAGGGGUUAAAUACCCCUUUUAAAACAUUUUCAUUAAUAUGAGCGUAUCUGGUAAGGAACAGACCUAGUUUAAAAGGAAUAAUGAAGUAGUUGAUAAAGAUGAUUGUCUUACUUCACCACUGCCCCUCCUACACUUAACAUCUACUGAAAAUUCUGGUUAUCACUUUUUUUUUUUAAACUAAGACUUUCAACCUAUUAAAAUGUAACUACUUCUGAAAAAACUAAACUAUCAGUUAUUUACAUCUUAUGAAUAAAAAUUCUGAUGGAUUUGAUGAGGCCCUAAUCUGGUGUAGGCAGAGGGGACAGUAGGACAAAUCAGACUGGGGACACAUUUGCCUGCUUCUCUCUUGCCUAGUACUUCCUGACCUAGAUUUAUAACUUAAGAUGCCAGAAUUUCAUUUCCCACCUCAGCUGACAGUACCUCACUCAAUAAUAAUAUUCUCAGUCUUCUCCUGGAAGCUUGAAAUAGGAGGAGCUCAGGCCAAGGAAUGAAGGUUAUUCAUUCCUGCCUCUGUUGCCCACCUGUUCACAAAUUACGUGGUAAUGCUUAAAGACUUAGGUCCUUAGUAGUUUCAAGUGGGCCCUCCAGAUACACUCCUGUCUUGGAGUGCACAGUCUUGGUCCCCAAGGCCUCAGCCUACUAAGGUGUUCAUCCUAGUGUUUUGCUUGAUUGCUUGGCAAAGAAAAAAUGGAGCUACUUUGUUUAUAUAAAUCUACUUACACAAAUGACUAUUAAAUCGAUUUUGUAUGUGGA
Molecule: messenger RNA, 4286 nt
Organism: Manis javanica (Malayan pangolin)
Lineage: Eukaryota; Metazoa; Chordata; Mammalia; Pholidota; Manidae
Gene: PAQR8
Product: progestin and adipoQ receptor family member 8
Biological process (GO): response to steroid hormone
Cellular component (GO): plasma membrane
Molecular function (GO): nuclear steroid receptor activity; steroid binding
Source: RefSeq, a predicted model, not a curated record